Molecule: messenger RNA, 1988 nt
Organism: Symbiodinium pilosum
Lineage: Eukaryota; Dinophyceae; Suessiales; Symbiodiniaceae
Source: the annotation of a GenBank genome assembly
GAUGGCAAGAUCCAGGAGUUUGAUAUCGGCAGAGUCAAGUGUCUCUGUCCGGCCUUUGGCAAGAUCUUCCUUUCGGGCACAAAACACCUCAUCGCGUACAAUCCAGUCGAUGACAGCUUCGAAAAAUUCGAGGCGCCAUGGGAGAAAAAUGCCACCUUUGGCAUUGCCGCCGCCACCACAGGCAUUGCUGUUAUUGUAGAGGCAGGAGUCGUACUCUUCGACGUGGAGACCAAGAAGUUCUCAGCAAUUGACUUGCCGAAGACCAUCACGCACGUGUGUGCGGUGGACAACAAGAUCUACGGGGGCACCGACUUUGCCGACCAAGGAUGCAGUAUCAGUGAAUUUGACCUUGAUGCCGGCAAAAGAACUGACAUUCAUUUUUUUUAUGGGGGUUCGGCCAAGGUUUCAUGUAUGUGCUCUGGCGAUGGCGUGGUCUUCGUAGCCUUCUAUGAGGGAAAAGUUUAUACCGGUCCAAGCGGUGUCAAGCCCGGAGCAAAAGUGGCCAUCACUUCCAUGUGCUAUGCAAACGGAGCAUUCUUCUUGGCGCCCGGGACUGGUUCUUGCAUGUGUUGGUGGAAGAUCGGGUCGCCCGAGAUCAAGUUCAUCGAUGUCUCGUGUGCAGGCCUGAAAGGACUUGGGGAAGACAAGAACAAGUUCAGUGCCAUCUGCCAUGCAGAUGGAAAGGUCUUCCUGGCUCCUGACAUGGCUUCAAAGAUGUUCGUGUAUGACUUGAACACGCAAAAGGGCUGGGCUGUCGACGUGUCCAGUGCAGGCAUGCAGCCAGGGCAUAAAAAGUUUAGCGGCAUAUGUGCUUCAGGCGGGAAGAUCUAUCUUGCCCCAUUUCGUGCGCGGAGGGUCUUUGUUUACGACCCGGCCAUCGAUGGCGGCAUUUCUGUCGAGCUCCCGGAAGGCAUCUUCAGUGGAGAUAGGGACGUAGAGCUGUUCAGAGGCGCGUGUUCCUUGGGUGGCCAGGUGUUCCUUGUUCCGGCGCAGACCUCCAAAUUCCUCAAAUGCACGGAUUCUCGGGCAUUCUCGAGCGCCGGAAGUGCUCAAGCGAUCAUUGACGCAUAUGAGGCGGAGAAGGCAAGCGCAGAGCAGAUAUGGACGUCGAUUUUUGAGGGCCUUGGGCCCGCGAAGCUUAGGGACAAGAUCAUGUUGAUGAUGGCUCUGAAGAAGGAAUCUGAGCAGGCAGGCGUCCAGGCCUUCUAUGUGAUCCGGGCCUUCCCUGAGAAGUUCAAGGACUCCGUCUCCAAGUCCUUUCGAGACCUGAAGAAGAAGGUCUUCGCCAAGAAGGGAGGCAUGGGCUCUGACCUGAUCUGCCCACGUGACGGUGAGAUGGGAUGUAGCUACACGGAUGCCUUGUACGCGAAGGACCGGGAAUUGCGAGCCAAAGCCACACACUUUGUUUCAUGGUCGUGGGGCUACACGGUCGAGCAGGUGUCCGGUGCCCUGGGAAGUUGGUCACGGGAGGGAGACAGCCGAAGCAAAGAGGCAUUUCUUUGGAUAUGCUUCUUCUGCAACAACCAGUACAGACUUAAGAAAGGAGAGGUUGCGCCAGAGACGCUGAAGGAUUCUUUUGAGAACAAUCUCAAGUCUAUCGGCCAGAUGAUCAUUAUCUUGGACAACUGCUUGGUUCCGAAAUACACCACGCGGAUGUGGUGUGUGUUCGAGGCCUUUGUGUCUGUGCAGCAGAAGAUCACUCCCACCAUCGUCCUUCCGGAGGGGGCGAUUGAAAGCCUCUCCACGGAGAUGAGCGCUGCCCCAAAUCCCAUGGAGGUCAUGAUGAAGCUCAAGAAGCAUUUCGACGACAUUGACGUGGAGAAGGCGACCGCGAGCGAGGAGGCAGACACUGAAGCGAUCAAGAAGAUCAUCCAAGGCAGUGUUGGCUUCCAGGAGGUGAACGACAAGGUGAAGGUGACGCUGUUGCGCCAUCUGAGCAAGGUCGUCACCAACUACUUCCAGAGCUUCCUGAUGAGUGGUAUGAAUCC